AGCAUGACAUCACCUGAAGAACCACCAUUUAUUCUUUCUCCCGAAGAAUCAACAAUUAUUUGUUCACCAAUUAUUCCUUCGUCUGGGUGUUCAACAAUUAUUCCUUCGUCUGAGGAAUCACCAUUUAUUCCUUCGUCUGAGGAAUCACCAUUUAUUCCUUCGCCCGAAGAAUCAACAACUAUUUAUUCACCAAUAAUUCCUUUGUUUGAGGGAUCGUUGACGUCUGAAUUCUUCAUUAACCCCAACAAUAUUAAUAGCAUUCCUGUUCCUUAUGAAAUGCAAAAUAACUCUUCGCAUAACGUAUUCUACAAUAAUUAUAACUUAUUUGAUUUACAAUCCCUGGCUGAAUUUCCUUAUUAA
Dentiscutata heterogama is the source of this 360-nucleotide messenger RNA. The record is from the annotation of a GenBank genome assembly. NCBI's taxonomy places the organism in Eukaryota, Fungi, Glomeromycota, Glomeromycetes, Diversisporales, Gigasporaceae.